AUGGGUUGUAAGUUCACGAAGGUCAGGGAUGGGCGUUCCCGUGAUGACGACGGGAAGAUUUCGGAAGUGAUUAGCCAAAGUUCUAGUUUUACGGACCCAAAGAAAGAUUUGGAGUGCCACAAUGCGCCAGUCACAAGAGAAAUUGUAGAGAAAUGUCAACUGGCAAUAUCGGAGAUCAAUUCAGAGGAGGACGAAGUGUUAAGUCCACAUAUGUACCCUCCCUUUUACAUGGACGGAAAUUCAGAUUCAGGGACCGUUGCCACAGAAAGUGAAAUGGACAUAAAUUUCUUCGAGGGAGAGGAAAGCAGGCCGGGGACAUCAUUUAGUGAUGUAUCAUCCUUGUCAGUGCAAAGUCACUAUCCUUCCACCAUUUCAUCAAGGCUUUCCAACUUCUUUCAAAUGGGGAAACGGAGUAGGGUUCCUACUCAUGGCGAUGUGUCAGUGGAUGAGGACAAUGGAGGUGGAGAUGGAAAUGAAGAGGAUACAUCAAGCGGAUGUGAGAGGUCGCCUACACCUAGGCACACGGAUACGAGGUCAAACAGUGUCCUGUUACAAAGAGACAACACCACACUGCCUAACCGAUCCAAAAUGGCUGCAUAUCGGAGAGGAGGUCAUGGACACCAAACCACUGACAACAUCUUAGAAAAAGAUGAAAUGCCAGAUCUCGAUAUAGAAGACGAUGGAAGGCCAUCCUCCUCCAGCAGCGAAGAUUCCGUUUUGCCUCCACAAAUCAACUGCCGUGUUGUAGUCAGGUCUAACGCCGCAAGAGGAACAAGAAAUGUUGUCCAAGCGGCACCAGAUCCGGCCGAGAUUGCUCACCAUAUUGUAGAAUUCGAAGCAGAAGUUGAGCAACUUAUUGGGUCACAUGCUGUAGCGACAAGAGAUUACAGAAACAGACAGCUUCGACCAAGGGGUGCACGUGGGCCCCGUUUGCCGUCAUUUAGCCUCCAGUUCCAGAAUCCUAGAUCAAACUCCAGGACUAUGGUGGAAAGUGAGAGGAGGUAUAGCAAACAUUUUGCCGAAAGUGUGAGUCGCCCCCAACUGACUGUGCGAGGUUUGACCGCAACAAACGACUGUCUCACUCAAUGGAUGGUCAGCCAAUAG
Ylistrum balloti is the source of this 1104-nucleotide messenger RNA. RefSeq lists its product as uncharacterized. The coding region runs from base 1 to 1104 and encodes 367 amino acids. The record is from RefSeq and is a predicted model, not a curated record. The transcript is spliced from 2 exons. Lineage: Eukaryota; Metazoa; Mollusca; Bivalvia; Pectinida; Pectinidae.